This is a messenger RNA of Silurus meridionalis, 2397 nucleotides long. It is a transcript of the gene sfpq, whose product is annotated as splicing factor proline/glutamine-rich. The record is from RefSeq and is a predicted model, not a curated record. Gene Ontology annotation, biological process: regulation of DNA-templated transcription. Bases 185 to 1981 code for a protein of 598 amino acids. Gene Ontology annotation, molecular function: RNA binding. The transcript has 10 exons. Gene Ontology annotation, cellular component: nucleus. NCBI's taxonomy places the organism in Eukaryota, Metazoa, Chordata, Actinopteri, Siluriformes, Siluridae.
UAGCUUUGUGAGGCGACACUCCAGCAGCCAUUUUACAGCGCGAGAACAACAGCGGAGCAGACUGAGGGUUUAAUCCGAGAUUUAAAGGGGGAAAAAAAAAAAAGCAGGAUUGCCGCUCUUUGUUGUUGCGUUUAGAGAUUUUUUUCCUUAAACGUUUUAUCAUAAAUUAAAUACUCGGUUAGGUAUGUCUCGGGACCGUUUUAGGAACCGCGGCGGAUUUCAGCAGCGAGGCCGUGGAACUGGAGGAGGAGGAAUGCGCGGAGGGAUGGGGAACCCAAAUUUCCGAAAUAGUCCACAGCAUCCGUUUCAGAACCGCGGUGGCGGCGUUGCUGGAGGUUUUAAACCCAAUCAAGUUAACCAGGUUAACCCGAGCACCCCGCAAAAACCUGAGGGAGCGAUCCUUCCUGUCCCUGUGAAGCCGGAGAUGAAGUCUCCUCCUCCGCAACAGCAGCCACAACAGCAGCCGCCUGAUGCCCAGAGUAAAGGUCCGGCCCAGCAACAACUACCCCUACCACUACCGACACCAACUCCACCACAACAACCUCCUGCUCAACCAGUUCAAUCACCAGUUCAAUCACCACCGCCGAAAAUUCUUAAACCAGAAACCGGAACACCACAGAAUCAACAGCGGAAACCUCCGCAGAAGACUCCGGUCAGUGGGAACGGCCCGAAGCCUCCUAACACCGAGUCGUCCCGGGCACCUGCGACUCCUCACUCCAAUGAAUUGAAGGCGUCUCUGUCGAUGUUGCGGAAACCCGGGGAGAAGACCUACACCCAGAGAUGUCGGCUGUUCAUCGGCAAUCUACCCAACGACAUUACUGAGGACGAGUUCAGGAGACUGUUCUCCAAGUAUGGAGAACCCAGUGAGAUCUUCAUCAACCAGGGCAAAGGUUUCGGGUUCAUCCGACUGGAGUCGCGAGCUCUGGCGGAGGUCGCGAAGGCCGAACUGGACGACAAGCCCAUGAAAGGCAGACCCCUCAGGGUUCGAUUCGCGACCCAUUCGGCUGCGCUGUCCAUCCGCAACCUGUCUCCGUUCGUCUCCAACGAGCUCCUUGAGGAGGCCUUCUCGCAGUUCGGAGUGGUCGAAAGGGCGGUGGUGGUCGUGGACGACCGCGGACGCUCAGUCGGAAAAGGCAUCGUCGAGUUUGCUACCAAGCCUGCGGCGCGCAAAGCUCUCGAUCGGUGCAGCGACGGCGUCUUUCUGCUCACGUCGUCACCUCGUCCAGUUGUGGUUGAGCUGAUGGACCAGUAUGACGAUGAGGAUGGUCUGCCAGAGAAGCUAGCCCAGAAGAACCCAAAUUAUCAGAAAGAGCGAGAGCAGCCUCCACGUUUUGCUAGACCAGGCACCUUCGAGUUCGAAUACUCUCAGAGGUGGAAGUCUCUGGACGACAUGGAGAAACAGCAGAGGCAGCAGGUGGAGAAGAACAUCCGCGAGGCCCGCGAGAAGCUGGAGGCGGAAAUGGAAGACGCCUACCACGAGCACCAGGCUAACCUACUUCGACAGGACCUUCUUAGACGGCAGGAGGAACUGCGUCGCAUGGAAGAGGUGCAUAAUCAGGAAAUGCAAAAACGCAAAGAGAUGCAGCUCAGGCAAGAGGAGGAGCGUCGCAGACGGGAGGAGGAAAUGAUGCGGCAGAGAGAAAUGGAGGAACAGAUGAGGCGCAAGCGUGAGGAGUCCUACAGAAUGGGAGGUUUCAUGGACAAUAGGGAAAGGGAGAUGAGGAUGAAUGCUGGAGGUCUUGGAUUAGCAGAUAUGCCUUUUGGCUCUAACAACCAGAAGUUUCCUUUGGCCAGAAUGGGCUUUGAAGGUCACCAGGGACUCGGUGGCCCAGUGCCAGGGGGCAUGGUGCCCAACGAAAUGCACAAUGAGCGUUUCCCUCAAGGUGGCCCUGCUGGUCCGAGGGGCAUGGGUCCGGGCAAUUCCGGAUUCGGCAGAGUCCGUGAGGAAUUCGAAGGACCUGCCAAGAAGCCACGCUUCUGAUCUGGCACUUUUUUAAAUAGCGGAGCUUGUUUCUGGAUUUCCAGUUAGAUUCUGGGGUCCUAAUGAUGUAUUUAAGUUUAAAAUAUUCCAUUGGAAUUUUAGCCUGAGGAUUCUUCUUCUUUUUUUUUUUGUGUGGCAAUUUUUUUUUUUAUCUUUUUUUUUUUUUUUAAGUAAUUUUGUGUGUUCGGGUUAGAAAAAGUAGUGAACCGCUCAGCAAGAGGGUCAUCUUGCUCAGCAAAACUUAUUGUAUUCUCCUUUUCUACAUUAUAUAUAUAUAAAAUCAUACAAUGUUACUUGUUUAUGCUGGUUGCUCCUGUUGUUCUGCUAUUACUGUGGUUAUGUUCUGUGCCAUUCAACAUUUUUUGAGAUAAUCCAUGUAAUUUGCAAUAAAGAGAACAUUUGGUUGUACAAACCCA